CGUGUUCACGCUGACAGGUAGCUUCGACCACAGCGACAUAAACAAAAAAAGAUUAACCAACAUGUCUGGGAAGCCGCGCGAUAACGAGGGUAACCGCGAGGGAGCGACCGACCUGAAGGAGGAACUGAACAAAAAGAUAAAGGAGCAGAAGGUUGUAGUGGACGAGCUCUCCAAUCUGAAGAAGAACAGGAAAGUGUACACCCAGCAAAGGAACAGCUCCAUAUUCUUCCUAGCAGACAGAGGUCAGACACUGGGUUCAUGUAAAAAGGAACUCGAUAACAUGAAAAGGGAUCUGCAGGAUAUGUAAGCCUGACCUCCGUCGCCAAAAUGUGCGGCAUCUUUUGUCUGUUGAGUCUGUCGCCCGCUCGGCGCGUGCGGGACGAAGCACUUCAUGAACAUCUGAGGAGGAGAGGGCCCGACUCGAGCGGGGACCUCACAUUCGGAGGCACUAAUCCCUACUACCAGUGCUUGUUCUCCACCCACGUUCUGCACAUGCGAGGCCUGCUCACCCCUCAGCCCGUUCAAGACAACGCCGGCAAUGUUCUGGUGUGGAACGGGGAGAUUUUCGGAGGGCUCACAGUGAGGCCGGAGGAAAAUGACACUGCUGUCGUCUCCCAGCGGCUGUCCUCCUGUGACAGCCCGUCACAGAUUCUGUCCGUCCUGUCCGCUGCGCGGGGACCGUGGGGGUUUGCCUACUACCAAAAAGCCGGGGACUACCUCUGGUUUGGCCGGGAUUUCUUCGGAAGGCGGAGUUUGCUGUGGAACUUUGAUGCGGAGGUCGGCGCCUUGACCCUGACCUCCGUGGCUUCCCGCGGAUCUGGACCGGCUCCGUGUGCCUGGCAGGAAGUCCCGGCAUCCGGCGUGUACAGGAUUGACCUGAAGGCAGCGGCCGACGCGGGCUCCCUGACGUUCGAGGUCUAUCCCUGGGCCCGCGGUGGAAGCGACCUCGCGUCGAGCUUCGGUCCCGCCACGUCGGAGCCCGUCCCCGGCGGCUGCAGCGCUGUGAUGAACCGGUCGGGCCUUGUGCUCGCCGCACCCGUUUGCCCUCUCAACACAUCCGUUCCCGAGUCGUUAAGCGCGGGGGAAGUUCCUCCAGACUCGCGUCGGUGCGCGGAGGAUCUGCAGCAGCUGCUUUCGAGCAAAGAGAAGGACGACGAGGCGAGCCGUCUCGUCGCCGUCCUCAGCGAGGCGGUGAGGCGGCGCGUUCAGUCGCUGCCGUGCGCUUUCCGUCCUUCCGGUGAACUGGCGAGUGUCGCGGUGCUCUUCUCGGGAGGGAUCGAUUCCAUGGUGCUGGCGGCCUUAGCUGAUCGUCACAUACCUGCUCGACAGCCAAUAGACCUUCUGAAUGUGGCGUUUAGGCUACAGGCGCCAAAGAAGCAGAAAGAGAGUGCAAAGAAACACGGAAAGGACAAAAACAAGGCCACAGAUUCUACGACGGAAGGAGCCGAUCCCCGGACAUUUAGCCCCUUUGACGUCCCAGACAGAAUCACCGGGAGAGCCGGUCUCAAGGAAUUAAGAGAGUUGAAUCCCGAAAGAAGAUGGAAUUUUGUUGAAAUCAACGUAGCGAAGGAGGAGCUGCAGAAAAUCCGGCAGGAGCGCAUUUGCCACUUGGUGCAUCCGCUGGACACGGUGCUGGAUGACAGCAUCGGAUGCGCCGUGUGGUUCGCAGCGAGAGGACGCGGGUUCGUCGUGGAGGACGGUGAGCGGAGACCCUUCACAUCAUCAGCAAAGGUGGUUUUGACGGGAAUCGGCGCUGAUGAGCAGCUAGCAGGUUACUCCAGACACCGAGUCCGAUUUACAAAGUCUGGACACGAGGGGCUGAUCCAGGAACUGAAAAUGGAGCUGGACAGGAUCCCCUCCAGGAACCUGGGCAGAGAUGACCGAGUGAUCGGAGACCACGGGAAGGAGGCGAGGUUUCCCUACUUGGACGAGGACGUGGUGAGCCACCUGAACGCUCUGCCCGUGUGGGAGAAGGCCGACCUGUCGCUCCCUCGGGGCGUCGGGGAGAAACUCCUCCUGAGGCUGGCGGCGAAGCGGAUGGGCUUCGGCCAAUCAGCAGUCCUGCCCAAAAGAGCCAUGCAGUUUGGCUCCCGCAUCGCAAAGAUGGAGGACCACUACGAAAAGGCUUCGGACAAAUGCACAAGGCUCCUUACUGACUAGCCAAAUC
This is a messenger RNA of Gasterosteus aculeatus aculeatus (three-spined stickleback), 2167 nucleotides long. Lineage: Eukaryota; Metazoa; Chordata; Actinopteri; Perciformes; Gasterosteidae. The record is from RefSeq and is a predicted model, not a curated record.